UGCCAGGCCAGGUUACAUGUACUUUUGUCUCCACCUUUUCAACUACAUACAGCUGUAUUGAUGCCUACACAGUAACAGGCCAUGAUAACAGCAGUAAUACCAAAAAUGAGAAAAGUGGCCACACACUGAAAGCUGACGUGAUAUAUUUAGAAAGUGUAGCUGACUUUUUUACUCACCGGUCUUCUUCAGGGCAAGUAAGAUAAAUUACUUGUGGAAAGCAAACAGCAGUAACACCCUCACAGAGCGCUGUAAAGUCAAAGUAGAAAUGUGGAGUGAAGGUGAUGAGAGACGAAGUUAGAGGAUAACAAGCAUGACAUCCAGGAAAGAAGAACAGCUUCAUAUAGAGUUGAAUUGUUUUCCUGAAUGGUGAAAGACAUGCAUGACCUGUAUUAGCCUUAACUGCUGUAGAUUUGAUAUGUAUAAAGAUGCAAACGACAGAAACUUCUCUUAAGAAUAUUACCUUGCACCGGGCUCUGCUAAGUGAUGUUUUGGGUUUGUACAUAAGUGUGUUUGGUAUGUAUGUAUUGUAUGUGUGCCCUGUGUGCAGGAAUGUGUGCAAAAUGAGUAGCACAUUUGUUACAUUAGCUGAAGUGUUGGAGGCACGAGGGGGACCUCUGCUGGAGGAGGAGGUCUGGUCCCUGCUGCUGGGCACUGCAGAAUCAUUAUUGGAUGUCUCCUAUAAGGGUCAAAACAAUAUGUGCAAUAUCAUAAGCCCCACCUCCUUGCUGCUCUCAGCCACUGGUACCUUAGCAUUUAAGAACUGUGGCCUAUCAGAUGAUGUAUCCACCUUCACUGCUCCAGAAAUGCUUCAGGGCCGUGCCAGCUCAACCAAACCUGCCAUAGAGAGGAUGCUGGUGUAUUCACUGGGUAUGACUCUCUACUGGUCCGUUGAUUUUCACCUACCUCAAAAUCAGCCAGUCCAGUUGAGUGACCAUCUAAACAGCCUCCUUCUGAGCAUGUGUGAGGACCUGGCCCACCGCAGGGUGAAUCUCAUCUCCAUCCUGGAAGCCUGUGAAUCUCAGCAUAAAGCCUCCAUCCUGCCGCCACUUGCUAAAGUCAUGAGACAGCUGGUGGAAGAGGUUUUUCAUGAAUCAGUGGACCAUGGCUCCCUGCCAGACAGUAACGUUCCAUUAAGUGGCAGGAGCCAGAUGAUCAGAGAGAGACUUCAUGGGAGGAGAGGGCAUUUUUCAGAUUUCAGUGAAGGGAGUGCUGAAGGGAGAAGAUACUCAACGGACUCUGACUCAAAGUCAGGGAGUUUACCUCAGAGACCUUGGAGACAAAGACCAAGGAGCUCUCCAACUCCAUUGUACCAGUCUUCUAUAGACAGACUCCCUCCUGGGGUUCAUCACAGGGACAGCAACUGCAGCUGGCUUGGUAGGAGCCCCCGCCACGAUGUCUCUGCCAAGACAUCGGGCAGAUCUCACAGUCCUUCAAUCACCUUCAGCGAGUCCUCACUCAGCCUGAGCCAGAGGAAGGCUAAGGCUUUGGGUCCUGAGUUCAUCAGAAUGCCAGAUGAGCAACAAAUUGUUCUUGAGCUUCCAGGAUCUCUUGUGACCAGAAAGGGCCGUUCAUGUUCAUCUCACAGAGAAGUGGCUGUAGUGCUGCCUAACGGACAGUACGUGGUGGUUCGCUGUGACAUUAGGUCCAGAGCAAGAGAUGUGUUUGACAUGGUGGUGGCUCACGCAAACUUGGUGGAGCACUUCUACUUUGGUCUUGCCUUUCUAGAUGACGAUGAAUAUUUCUUUUUGGACCAUGAAACAAAAAUCUCCAAAGUUGCACCUGACAGUUGGAGAAAAGGGCAUAUAUCAUCCUUUUUGGUGUUUCUCCGAAUCAGAUUUUUUGUUAAUGACAUCGCUUUCAUUUUACACAGACUGACUCGUCACCAGUACUACCUACAGCUACGGAAGGAUAUCUUGGAGGACAGGAUUUACUGUAACGAAGAGACAGGCUUGUUUCUGGCUGCUCUUGCUCUGCAGGCUGAGUUUGGAGAUUAUAUGCCAGAGUUGUAUGGGAAGAAUUAUUACCAGCCAGAGCAUUAUGUGUCCAAGAGGAUGUUAGAGAAGUUGGCCCUGCCCAGUGUCAAGGAGGAGUUGCCAAGACUUCAUGCAAGUAAUGCUCAGAUGCUGCCUGAAGAGGCAGAAACAGAGUACUUAAAGAUUGCCCAGCAGUUACCUGAGUAUGGAGUUAUGUUCCAUCGUGUGGAGAGAGACAAGAAGCCAGCGGUGGGAGAGUUGGUUCUGGGAGUCUGUGCCAAAGGAAUUAUUGUGUACGAGACAAAGAACGACCUCCGGACUGUCAGCAGACGUUUCCUCUGGAGGGAAACUGACUCCAUAUCCACUGGGCGGCGUAAACUCAUUAUAGAGUGUGGUGGGCCCAGUGGAAAGAAGCACAGUUUUGUAACAGAAAGUUCAAAAAUAGCACAGUAUCUCCUAAACCUCUGCUCGGCACAGCACAAGUUUCACAGUGAGAUGACGUCACGGCAACUUAACCAUACCAUGAUACCAGAUGAAAAUAUGGAUAAGUACAUGUCUGUUUACCGGGGUCGCAAUUUGAUCCUGAAGCAGAUGUCCUGCUCAGAGGGCAUGUUGAACCAUGUAGGUCUGACAGCCGGUCAACCAGACUCCCUCUCCAAGUCAUGUGAUGACCUGACUGCCAAACUGGAGGCUCGGCUCCGCCAGCAGAGAGAGAUGAGGAGAGAGCUGAACAGGCAGGUCCCUGAAACAGCAGACGUGAAAGAUCGACCGUGUUGGAGCACUCCAGAGUCGAUCCUGAGAAGGAUGUCUAAUGUCUCACUACAGAAGCAGGACUCGGACACAUCUUCCUCCAUACGAGUUGAUACACCAAGAACUCCACCAGAGAGGGAGAUAAUCUGUGUGACCUUGAGGAAAGAUCCCAAACUGGGCUUUGGCUUUGUGAUAGUUGGAGAGGACAAUACAGGUAAACUGGACCUUGGGAUCUUCAUUGCUUCUAUUGUGCCUGAUGGGCCCGCAGACAGAGAUGGACGAAUCAAACCCGGCGGACGUCUCAUCUCCCUAAACAAGACUAGCUUGGAAGGAGUGACAUUCAGUGAUGCUGCAGCCAUCUUACAGAGCAGCCCUGAAGAGGUGGAGCUCAUCGUGUCCCAGCCAAAAUAUUCUCUAAAGGACAGCAAGAGUUCCAUGAGUCAAAGCACUCUGGGUUUGGCGAUGGAGAGGAGCUUUGGCUCACAGACCACCCUGAGUGGCACAGGUCCUGCCAUGGAGGAACUGGAGGAGGUCAUCACUCUGUCCAACAUGGCAACCCCAAAACAGAGCAGGAGACUUCACAUUCCUGUUGUGCGAAUACACGAUACGCAGGAUGCAUGUUCCAGGUCACCCUCUUUCUUAGGUUUGAAGACUGGGGAGCGGUUUACAUUGGAGCUGAAGAAAAGCAAUGGUAGUCUUGGCAUCAGUGUUACUGGAGGAAUAAACACUAAUGCUCGAUAUGGAGGCAUCUACAUCAAGACUCUGGUGCCUGGAGGUGCAGCAGAGCAGGAUGGGCGCAUUCAGAUGGGUGACAGAGUGCUGGAGGUUGAUGGGUCCAACCUGAGGGGUGUGACUCACCAGCAAGCUGUUGAGUGCCUGAAGAGGACUGGGGAGGUGGUGAACCUGCUAUUGGAAAGGGAGCCCACAGUAAUCUUGGAACACAGACCUGACUCACCCUGCCCCCUCUUCGUCCACAGUCCAUCACACACACAGCCCCCCAGGACUGAGGUCUCCACGGAAACGACCUUGAAUGAUCGUGCCAAGGACUAUAGCUUUGUUACUGAUGAAAACACACAUGACGUGGUACUAAAGAAGAGCUUGUCCGGCCUUGGCUUCAGCUUUUACAUCUCACAGCUGCACUCACAGCCAGACCAAGGCAGCGUGGUCCGCAUCAAACGCCUGUUUCCGGGUCAGCCAGCGCUAGAAAGCGGCCUGCUGCAAGAGGGAGACAUAAUUCUGUCUGUCAACAAAGAGCCUGUCAAAAACCUGUCUUACCAGAGGGUGUUGUUCCUGUUACGUGGAGCUCCAUCUGAGGUUCAUCUGCUGAUCUGCCGACCAGGUCCUGGGGUACUAUAUGAUGUAAAUGACAACACACUGAAUCCUGCUCCCUUCCGUGAAGUUCGAUCCCGGUCUCUGGACAUCCGACUAGGAGAGGACUACAGCGAGCUCCUUAAGUUUCAAUAUGAUGUCAGCAUACCUGCCCAGACACAGGUCUCCACACAAGAGGAAGAUCUGCCUAACUCGGCAGAGAAGAACUCAGAAUUUCCUCCACCUCCAGUGCUCCCUGAGAACCAGGAGAAUCUGGACGAUGAAGCACAGGUCAGCCAGACUCCCCCAUCGCCUUCUCGCUCACCCCCUUCGCCCACAUCACCACCAUCACCAGUCUUGCCAGCAUCACCUGCCUCUCCUGCCUCACCAGCCUCUGGCCCUCCACCAGCUCCACCAGAGUCGCGACCAACCGCUGGGAAACCAGAGGACCAUAAGGAAGCAUCAGCAAAAGAUGGGGAAGAAGCGGUCAUAAAAACAUCAAGCUCAACUGUGAUGCUCACAGAUAUCUGUCCUAAGACUGCUUCAAACUCUGUAUAUGCCAGUGGAGUCAGAGAGGAUGCAGAUGGAAGUGUGACGUACUGCCUCGUGGGAAAUGGACUGACUAUCAUGGCAGAUGAAGAGUACCUGACCAUCAGCUCCACCCUGGAGCCUCCUCACAGUACUCCCUUCAGUCUGGCCACUCACAAGUCAACAACCAACCUCACAGCCCUCAGCUCUCAGACCUCUAACAGCUCCUUUAGUUUCAGCUCACAGAAUCCAAACCCUCACAUCCCCUCUACCACCAUUUCACCCCUCAGCCUCUCAUCUGACACCCCAACCAUGUGCUCCCUGGCCCAUCCUUCACAGCCGCUCACAACACAGCCACCAAAAGCUAAGCACCAUCCGAUCCAGCAGGGACUUCUUCCAAUACACUACAAAGCCAUUUCUAAGAACAGCUGGCCUGUAGUGUCUCCACCCCAGCCUCCUGCUCCACCGCUGUCGCCAAUUACAGCCCAAAUCAUGUCUUCUGUGCCCCCCUGUGCCAGUCCGCCUGGCCUGACACUGCCACCUACGCUGCUGCCCCUUUCUGACCAGAGCCAUGCAAAGCUGAAGGAAGAACCACAAAAGAACGAACGAGAAUAUGAGGAGGAUGAUGAUGAUGAUGACGAAGGGCUUGACGAUGAGGAGAAAGAGAGUCGAAGAAAGGGAUUGAUUAAAGAAUUUGAGCUGUCAGUGGUUCUGACCAAGCCCAGGAGCGGAAGCUUUGGCUUCACCAUCGCUCGAAGCAAGCUGGACAAAUGUUACUACAUCCAGGAAAUACUAGACAAUCCAGCCAAGGCAGAUGGACGACUCAGGGCAGGAGAUAGGCUCAUCAUGGUGAAUGGUCACAAUGUUACCAGAGUGGCAGAUGAUGCUGCCAUGACCAUUCUCAGGUCAUCUCCGAGAAGACUGAGUAUGACCUUGGGGAGGGCAGUUUCCAACUUGGUGGCCCCACCUCCCUGCGACAGCCUGCCAGAUAUUGUUCUGCACAAGACACCUUCAGGGCAGCUUGGUAUAAAGCUGACAGGAGGCAUUGGCAGCAAAUGGCAGGGCAUCUACUGUCUGGAAGUGGUGCCAGGCUCCCCAGCCAGUGAGGAGGGCAGUGUCCGACCCAAUGACAAGAUUCUCUACAUCUGUGGCAGGUGCACCCUGGGUAUGACCCUAGAGGAUGCAGUCAAAGCCUGUGAGAUUGCCCCUCGUAAAGUUAAACUUAAAAUCAUCAGAGAAGACCAACCAGUGACACCCAGGGCUAAGUGGAAUGGUUUUUUUGACUGGAAAAAAGACAGGAAGUUCUUUGCUCGUUUUGAAGAGCCCGUCUCUGCAGAGAAAGACUCGGCUCCUGAAGAUGUUGAAGUUGUGUGGAGGACUACUGAUAAAUUCAGCCAAGAACAGGAAGGCUGCAUCAUGCAAGUGGAUUUCAUAAAACCAGAAGGCGGAGGUCUUGGCUUUGCUUUGUUUGGGGGAUCCAAUGGCAGCAUGCUCAGAGUGAAAGAAAUCUGCUCUGGUGGACUAGCUGAGCAGGAUGGUCGGCUGAGAGUGGGAGAUAUUUUAUUAGAGGUGAAUGGUGUGAUUGUGUCUGGCCUGAGCCACAGUAAGGUGGUGGAUAUUCUGCGUAAAGCUGAGGGCACUGUACAACUUAUCAUCUGCAGAGACAUCCCCCUGACCUACUCCGAAUCACCCACACCGCCCAACAUGUCUGCUCUGACUGAAGCUAUUUUAGCCGAGCAGCCAGUUCCUGUGUCUAGUCCUGAUACCUGUUCCUCACCUGAUGUCAUGCUAAAUAGACCAGUUGAACGCCCCCCUGAGGCAACAUCAGUCCCUGUGGUUAAAGAAACCGGUGUUGUUCUAACUUCACCACCGCCUCCACCAUGCCGGCUGACUGUUGUAACAGAUGAGACUGCAGUUAAACAGGAGAGCUGUAACAGCACCCCUUCUCAUCAAGCUUGCUGCCCAUCCCUCAGUGUCACUGACAUGUUGCAUGGAGCUUCUGACAGGAAACAAACUGUGGCUGAACUUUUGGACCAGUCCUGCAAAGACAUCUGGAAAACCCAGUCAGACGGCUGGAGCAGUGAGGAAGACGAUGAUGUAUUUGAUGCCGCCAAUCAGGAAAUGACCACACACCAAACAGGUCCACCCAUAGUAUCAGAGGAGGAACUAGCCAGUUUAGCUGUCAUUAGCCCUGCUAAGACCAGUCAGUGUUCAGGCUCCAGGAUCAAAGCUCUCAUCCAGAUUCUGCAGCAUCAGUUGGACCAGCAGGAGCUGGUCAAAGAGUUCAUGGCUCUGGAGCAUCUGAAACCCUCUGACAACUGUCUGGUGGGAAAAGCUCCUGAGAACAGAGAUAAGAACCGUUAUAGAGACAUUCUACCCUAUGAUAAAACCCGUGUCACUGUUGGAGACAACCAGAACUACAUCAACGCCAGCUAUAUCCGCCUGCAAGUUGGCGAUGAAGAGUUCUUCUACAUCUCCUGCCAGGGCCCUCUGCCUUCCACUGUGCCAACCUUCUGGCAGAUGAUCUGGGAGAACAAAUCUGAUGUCAUUGCCAUGAUGACUCAAGAAGCAGAACGGGGAAGGAUCAAAUGUCACAAGUACUGGCCGGAGAAACUGGGCGUUCCUCUGGACACUGGCAGGUACCAGCUUCACCUGGAGAACCAACAGUACCUGGAGUACUUCCACAUUAAGGUCAUCCGCAUGUUGGAGACAGAGACAGGUGAGACCCAUUUUGUCCAUCACCUGAAGUUCACACACUGGCCUGACCACGGUGUGCCUCACUGCUCUGAGCAGCUGGUUCGCUUCAUCCGCUACAUGAGGUCUGUGCACCACAAGGGCCCAGUCACCGUGCACUGCAGUGCCGGCAUCGGGCGCACAGGAGUUCUCAUCUGCAAUGACAUUAUCCUUACUCGAAUUGAAAACGACCUGCCUAUUAAUGUGAGUGACAUCGUAAAAGAGAUGAGACUUCAGCGUCAUGGGAUGAUUCAAACCAAGGAACAGUACCUCUUCUGCUACAAAGUCUGGCUGGAGGUUUUACAAGGCAUUUUACAGCUUCAUGGCAACCAGUGGCAAUUGGAAAGUCCCAGAGACCAUAAAGUAGUUUGAAUGUUUCCACCUCCACUUCACCUACCUGUAACAGAGCAUCUACGUACAAUGAUGUGCAGUCUGUCAUACUGUAGCCUGGUGAUGCCGUUUUCUUUAGCUAUACUUGGUUUAUUUUAAAGUUUGUCUAUAAGAUGAAACUGGUACAUCUUCUCUGUUUUGAUACUUUGUGUUGAGGUUAUGUAGUGUUUUGUUUGUUUAGUUUUUUUCCUUCUAUGUGAUCUCAGUACUGUGCUUAUGUCAUUUUAUUUUAGAUCAUUGAGGUUGUUUGGCCUUUUCAGGCUCAGUGAUUUGCCUUCUGUCUCUAGUAUGUUUUUUUUUUUUAAUACCGCUAUUUGAAUGUCUUCUCCAUGUCUUCUAAUUUGCAAAUUGCAUUUAUUUUUAACAGACAUAUUGCAUGGAAUUUAUAACUGGUAAUGAAUGACAUUAGCAAAAGAGCAUUAUUGAAUUUUUAGUUUGUCAUCCACAGAAAUGAAAAGAAUCAAGUGCCUUGGAAUGACUCACACCACUUCCUCCAUAUUGACCCCAAGCCACUUGUCACAAGCAGAGAGCUGGAAAAUGAUUAGUGAGCGCCCAGCAGUGGUGUUUGACGUUUGGUUGAUCCAGACCACAGGAGGGUUAUAUCUCACCUUUUUUGUUCAAUUAUAACUUCAAAACAGUGUGAAGUUUGCAAAUUGCCUGUCAGUUUUUUGUUUGUGGGCCCAUUUUAUACAAAAUACUAGCACAGUGAGUCUUAGACAAUUACAUACUUGCACAUCCUAAUACAGAAUAAGGAAUGAUUUAACAUACAUUUUCAGACAAAUUCACACAUUUUCAAUUCAUUCUUAAUAAAAUUUGGACAAGGCAUUAGCAAGUAUUGAGAUUUUUUUUUUUUUUGUAAAAUGAACAAAAUGGAUAGAAAUUACAUUUAAAGUCACUGGGCUGUUAGGUGUAAUUUAUUAUGCGACAACCUCCUGUAUCUGUAUUCCAUGGCUAUUUUAAUACAAACUCAGCCAAAAAUGCAAAAAAUAUCAGGUUUACAAACUUUCCAUGUUGCCACUUUCGAUGUAUAUGAUGUACAAAUCAACGAACUGCAUCUCACAGAUCAAAGAUGAUAUAUAGCUGCUGGUGUGAGCCUCAACCUUUGAAUGUAAUGGCUUAUAAGCUUUGUUUUUUUAGCUGCUAUGACACACACACACACACACACACACACACGCACACCAGCUCUUGUACUGCAUGCAGACUUAAAGUGCUAAAGUCUGAGCCUGGAGUUUGACUGAAUGACUUGAACAUGAUCAAAAUGUGGAAUGUAACAAAGCAAUACUCUCCACACUGAAGGGAGAUCAGAAUGUCAAACACUUACACAGUAACAUUUUCCAAACUGUUUGGAGCAUGUUGGUAAGAUAUAUGCAAGACUGUACCUUUUGCCAUGUGGAUGACUGUGCAGAGCCGUUAGCCUCUGCACUGUGUGUACAACAUUACUCAGUGCUGGUUGGUUGGUUUCCAGCAAUAGGUAACCCCCUGUUAUGUUCAUGUUCAUGUUCUCUUUGAGAGUCUGUUGCUAUGAUUUCUCCCUCAGGUCUUGGAAAAUGAUUAUUCUUGAAAGAACAAACAAAAAUACAUUUUGCAUUCAUCUGUGAAAAUGCACCUUGUACAGUCAGGCAAGUGCUUAUGCAAUAGCAUUGUGAAAUGUAAUAACCCUUAAUUGCACAGCUGCUUAUUUAUGCUAUAUAAAUCACUUGUAACUGUACCAGCCACUAUGUAACCAAUAACAGAAC
Molecule: messenger RNA, 9418 nt
Organism: Monopterus albus (swamp eel)
Lineage: Eukaryota; Metazoa; Chordata; Actinopteri; Synbranchiformes; Synbranchidae
Gene: ptpn20
Product: protein tyrosine phosphatase non-receptor type 20
Exons: 46
Coding region: 426-7664 (2412 amino acids)
Biological process (GO): protein dephosphorylation
Cellular component (GO): cytoskeleton
Molecular function (GO): protein binding; protein tyrosine phosphatase activity
Source: RefSeq, a predicted model, not a curated record